Molecule: messenger RNA, 1437 nt
Organism: Cornus florida
Lineage: Eukaryota; Viridiplantae; Streptophyta; Magnoliopsida; Cornales; Cornaceae
Product: F-box protein At2g27310-like
Exons: 1
Coding region: 211-1218 (335 amino acids)
Molecular function (GO): protein binding
Source: RefSeq, a predicted model, not a curated record
UAUAUACACAGAGUACGCGAUAUUACAGUACAUGCCACUCUUGACUAUGAAUUGCACAAAGCCCCCUAUAAAACACCUUCCAAAGACCUCUCCCUCUGUCACUACCCACUCACCCACCUCGCAUAGCUCAAAGUGCUUUGAGAUAGAAAAAAAGACCGCCAAACUCAGUAACCAAAAAAAAAAAGAAGAAAAGCAGAGCAAGAGAAAUUAAUGGCUUCUACCGUUGAUCAAGGCAGAGACACUUCGAUCUCCGCCGUCCAUUUCGACAUCCUUCAAACCCAUAUCUUGACCAGACUCGACGGCCCGACUCUGGCCUCCACCGGCUGCGCAUCGUCCACGCUGCACGCGCUCUCCACCGAACAGAAACUCUGGACGGACAUCUGCAACCAGACGUGGCCUUCCACCAACGACCCACUUGUCCACCGCCUCAUCUCUACCUUCCCCGCCGGUCACCGCUCCUUCUUCUCCGACUCCUUCCCCACCCUCGACCACCGCCGUUCAUCACAGCCAAAUACCGAACAUCCGGUACCCACAUCCCAACUCAUCUCAGCCGUUGAUAUUCAUUACCAGGACAAGCUCAUAUUCUCGAAGCUGCAGGAGAGCGAGACCCUGAGCGGGUGGUUCAUGUGCUCGCCGUUCCGGUUCGACCUGCUCGACCCGAAAGAGUCGGUGCCGACUCCGGUGAAACUCGAAGGCGGAGAGGACACGUGCCGGUCGAACAUGGAGAAAAACUUGACUAUCAGCUGGGUCGUAAUCGACCCGACCCGAAAACGGGCGGCAAAUGUUUCGAGCUUGAGGCCUGUUUCGGUGCAACGGCACUGGCUGACGGGUGAUAUAGAGGCGCGGUACGCGACGAUCAUGGCCGCAGAUCGGAGUUGCACGUCGUCGGAGUUUGUGCAGUGCGCGAUAGUGGUCACGUGCGGAGGGAAGGAGGGAGGGGAAUUGCACGUGAAGGAGGUGAGCCUGACAGUGGAGGACAUGGAUGGGAAAACACUGAGUGGGAAGGAGUGUUUGGUAAUUUUGCAGGAGGCCAUGGGAAAUGGGAGAAGAAAGAAGGGAAAGGGAUGGGAAGGGAAAGAGAGGUAUGAGAAGUACUUGGAGUUGAAGAGAGAGAGAAGGGAGAGAAAGCAGAGGAGAGAGAAGACAUUGGACAUGGUGUGCAUAGCCACUGGGGUCACCAUUUUCCUAGCUUUCUGGGCACUAAUUCUCUUUAGAUGAGAAAAUACAGUUAGUUUUUUAGUUUCUAUAAUUUAAUUAUUACAUUCAUAUAUAUAUAUUAUCUAUAAAUCGUUUCAUAGAUUGAGAGUAUGAAGGAAAAGAUGGAUGUUUAUAAUUAAAUAGAGGAAGGUGAGAUUUACAAUGUAAUAAUUGAGAGUGUAAUUAAUUAAUUACCACAUUAUUUACUAAUCUUGAUUUAAUGAAAUUAUUGUUCAUGCC